Molecule: messenger RNA, 909 nt
Organism: Acanthoscelides obtectus
Lineage: Eukaryota; Metazoa; Arthropoda; Insecta; Coleoptera; Chrysomelidae
Source: the annotation of a GenBank genome assembly
AUGCCGCAUUCCGCCAGUAAAUAUCAUUAUUAUCGCUCGAUGCUGUCCAGAGGAGGGCUGAUCGAUGACUGUUCUCUAACAGACACUCUCUUCUACCGCUACACCAACGGGCUUUGCUCCUCAGACCUCUCCUCCAUGAUGCCGCCGCGCGAUGUGCCUGCCAGACAGACCCGCCUGACUCUGGCGUCCCAUCCUAACCGUGAGGCUUCUCCCAGUUCUACUAACCUUGAACAGACCCGCCUGACUUCAGCCUUCCAUCCUAACCGUAUACCCCACCUGUUGACUGAAGAGCAGAAAGCAACCAGGGUUAAUUGGUGUCAAAAAACGCUUGACUGUUUCAAUUCCGGAAACUCAAAAAAUGUGUACAGUACUGUUAGUGGUGAUGAAUCGUGGAUUUACUGUGAAGAAAAGCCAACAAAAGUCAUCCAUUCUCGAAGUGUUCCGAAAAAGAUGGUCGCGACAUUUGUGCCAAAAGCGGGUCAUAGUGCAACAAUUCCUGUUAAUGAGCAAAUAACUGUUACUGCGGAUUGGUAUACCACCAUUUGUUUGCCAAAAGUCAUCACCGAGCUUCGAAAAAUCAACCCCGAAAGAAGAAUCAUCCUCCACCAAGACAAUGCAAGCUCGCACACAGCCCAAAAAACAAGGCAGUAUUUAACGGAAGAAAACGUGGAAUUGUUGGACCAUCCUUCAUAUAGUCCCGAUCUAAGUCCUAACGAUUUCUUUACUUUCCCGAAAAUUAAAAACAGACUGCGUGGUCAAAGGUUCCAGUCACCAGAAGAAGCAGCUGACGCAUUCAAAAAUGCCGUUUUGGAUCUGUCAGCAAACGAGUGGAAUAAGUGCUUCGAAAAUUGGUUCGAGCGCACGCAGAUGUGUAUUAAUCUUGGUGGAGAAUACUUCGAAAAACAAUAA